Molecule: messenger RNA, 2444 nt
Organism: Triplophysa dalaica
Lineage: Eukaryota; Metazoa; Chordata; Actinopteri; Cypriniformes; Nemacheilidae
Gene: macir
Product: macrophage immunometabolism regulator
Exons: 2
Coding region: 372-1004 (210 amino acids)
Biological process (GO): negative regulation of cytokine production involved in inflammatory response; negative regulation of fibroblast migration
Source: RefSeq, a predicted model, not a curated record
CGAUUUGCUUCAUUUCAUUCACCGUCAGAUCAUUCACAUACCCGCAGAAUCAGUGAAUAGAGCGCGCGAGUGUGUUUACGGCGGGGUUGUGAUGUUUAAAUUCCGUGUUGCUGUAAAUCGCGAAAUGGUGGCAGUGGAUCUGACACAGACCCAAAGAAAGAUGAUAGUGGACAGAAUGAUGGUUGUGUAUCCAAAUGAUGGUGUUGUUUCUUUUACUUUAUACAUGACGAUUGAUGCUGUCUGUUGAAGCAUCUUUAUUUGCGUAAAGCGCAGUGUUUGAGUCUCUCGCGUUGAGCAUCAUCCGCAGGAGGAGAAAGAGGAUCAAACCUGCUCAUCCUUCACAGAGGUCCUACUAAACCCUCUGCCAGGUCAUGUCAUUAAAGAUGGAGAUGGAUGUCAGUGGAGUGUCCAGGACACCCGUAUCCAUUCUACCUGCUGCUGACGUCAAAACCACCUUAAAACCUGAGGCCGACAAGCCCCGCUGCUCCAGCACUCCCUGCUCCCCCAUUAAAAGUACUGUCUCAGGAUACCAAAUCCUUCACAUCAAUUCAAAUUAUAUGGUGGGUUUCACUACUGGUGAGGAGCUUCUUAAAUUAGCCAACAAGUGGUCCAGUCCAGAGAAAAGCCACACAGAGGACUCGUCCAGCCCCGUGAAAAAGCCUGUGGAUUUAGGUCUCCACAGGACCUCUCGGAUUUACAAAACCAAAAGCCGCUACUACCAACCGUAUGACAUCCCAGCAAUCAACGGGCGCAGGAGACGACGCAUGCCGAGUUCGGGUGAAAGUUGCUUGAAAUCCAUGGUGGCAGGGGAGUCCAGCAAUGCUUUACGUGGUCCCCUUCCAGUCUGCCUUUUGAAGAGCAAGCGGAUGCAUUCAAAGUCUCUGGACUACCUCAACCUGGACAAGAUGAGUCUCAGGGAGCCAGCGGACACGGAGGUGCUGCAGUACCAGCUUCAGCAUCUCACCCUGAGGGGCGAGCGCAUGUUCACUCGCAAUAAGACAUGAACGAUUGGAUUGUUCCUUCAAAACACUUGGCGGGAAGGCCUGCAGUCCGGCUAUGAAUUUAGGGCCUUAAUUAUCCAGUUUGAUUAGAGACAGACUCCAUAGAACAUAGAUCAUUCAUUUUGUUUGUUAAUCCAAAAAACACUCUUAUGCCCAACACAACAGCACACAGAUUUGAAACAGAAUGCAGGUGGCAGUGUUUUUUUAACCCGUGAACAAAAAGCUAGGGGGUACAUUGAGUGUCGUGAUGAAGUUUUUCUGAGACUAGCAAUAAGUAGUGUGGAGGAUUGCUGCUGUUUGUGUCUGCCUGCGGGUGCAGAGAACUAAAAUCUUUGGAUAUUUUCUGUAAAACAUGGAAAUACUGCAAACAUGUCUACGUUUGGUCAUACAAUUCAAAACAAUUUCAAUCCUCACCAUCAGCACAGACUUCAUAGCAGUUAUUCUGCUGAUAUUAGUUAUGUGGAUUAUCCUCUCAGCACCUUUAUACUUGUCGAGGUAGGCAAGUUAACUGUCAGAUGAGGAUCUUUAUUUACCUAAAACACAGACUGUUACAGAGUCUUGAUGUUUUUUAUUAAACACACUCUGAUUGGAUUUGUUCAGGACUCGUCGGCACUAACAUUGUCUUUACUUAAUACUCUACAGUAGAGAAUCAUUUUAAGUCAAGGUUUGUACACUGAAUAAUAUACAUUUUGUGGAAAAAUACUUUUUCAUUUAUAUAUUUAUUGUUUUACAUGGUUUCUGUUUUGUUUUAUAUAUUUGUAUAUUGUGUUCAGUAUAUAACUACCCACCCAUGGUGCAUAUAGUAGGUAAGAUUGCUAUAAAAUCCAAAGUCUUUUUGUGUCCUGGGGGAAACUUGAUAGAUAAUGUAAUAUUUGAACAGCAGACAAUCAUUUACAGCUUUGUUUUAUGUGAUUUUCAUCAUGUUUUUAAUUUUAUCUCUUCAUCAUCAUGGACGUUUAAUUCCAAACAUUACAAUAAUACUGUCUGGAUCCAGAUUACUUUCUUUCUUAAGACUUUUAUAAGUAUGGCAGAUCUGUUUUAUUUACUUUUAAGGAUUCUUUUCAGAUUCCUCUCAGAUUGACCCAAAAUGCUAUGUUUUUUAUGUAAUACUACCAUUACGUUUUAUUUCUGUUUUGUUUGCUACCUUUAAAGUUUGAUUUAGAAUUUUCUAAAAAGCACCGUGGUUUAAUGAUGUUCACUCUAUGUAUAUCUGUAAUCAUAACAAUUUCAGUUCUAACAAUAUGUUUUACCUUUUAAUGUGUUAUUAAGCCGAAUUAACUUUAUUGUAUUAGAUUGUCUAAAUGUUUUUGCUGAUGUCAUGGUUUUGAUUUUAAUGAGAUUUGCUAUGAAUCUGUUGAACUACUGUUAAAUGUGAUAUUACACUUCUGAAACACUAUUUAUCAUUAAUCCUCACAGCAUUAAAUAUUCACUGUUUUAACAUGA